This is a messenger RNA of Amphiprion ocellaris (clown anemonefish), 727 nucleotides long. RefSeq names its product CD59 glycoprotein-like. The record is from RefSeq and is a predicted model, not a curated record. The coding region runs from base 299 to 622 and encodes 107 amino acids. Lineage: Eukaryota; Metazoa; Chordata; Actinopteri; Pomacentridae. The transcript has 4 exons.
UAAACAGCUGCACAAGGAACAAUUUGAGGUAAAAAUAAUGAUAAUGGAUCACAAAGCAUGCUAUAGUUCCAAAUGAGUGUUUUAAAAUCAAGCUUGGCAGGUCGUUUUGUGUCUUCUUUGGUAAUAUUGUCAUCUCUGUAAAUUCUUUUUAACUUGUCUGAUAAAGCAGCAGGAACACACGAAGUAAACGAAGGUAAAAACAACCAAAGCUCAGCCUGGUUUGCUUUGUUAGAAAAUAUUCUUGACCAAACUUUAACAGCGAGGAAGAUUCAGAGACGUGACAGUUCUUUCAGUCACAAUGAGAAGCUCUGUGGCGUUUUGCCUGGCUGUCAGCUUUGCCACGUUUGGAUUUGGCGUCUCUCUGCAGUGUUAUUCCUGCCCAGAUGGAUCCUCCACCAGCUGUGAGGUCACUCAGGAGUGUAACCAGGGAGAAGACGGCUGCCUCAAACUCACCAGCGGAGAAAAGACCUACACCCGUUGUCUGAGGUACACAGACUGUGACUUCAUGACCCUGGCCGUUAGAUACUCCCUCCCUGACUUCACCUUCGACUGCUGUCAGUCCAAACUCUGCAACAGCCAAAACAAAAGUUUCUUUCAGAAGAUGAAAGAUUUGUUUGGUUAAAUCAUGAAAGAAAAUUUCAGUCUUAAUUGCAACCUUUAUUUGCUGAACAUUGUUCUAAACUCAACAAAAGAAUCUUAAUAAACUGUGCGAUGACUUCUUAAAGCA